AAAAAGAAUCGAAGAGAGAAGAAAGACGAUUUUCUCGAAGAAGCUAUGGCGGAUCAACUCACCGACGAACAGAUCUCCGAAUUCAAGGAAGCUUUUAGCCUCUUCGACAAAGAUGGCGAUGGUUGCAUCACAACCAAAGAGCUGGGAACAGUGAUGCGUUCACUAGGACAAAACCCAACAGAGGCUGAGCUUCAAGACAUGAUCAACGAGGUUGAUGCAGAUGGAAACGGUACAAUCGACUUUCCCGAGUUCCUCAACCUGAUGGCUAAGAAGAUGAAAGACACUGACUCAGAGGAAGAGCUAAAAGAAGCAUUCAGGGUUUUCGACAAAGACCAGAACGGUUUCAUCUCUGCUGCUGAGCUACGCCAUGUGAUGACCAAUCUUGGUGAGAAGCUAACUGAUGAGGAAGUUGAAGAGAUGAUCCGCGAGGCUGAUGUUGAUGGAGAUGGUCAGAUUAACUAUGAAGAGUUUGUCAAGAUUAUGAUGGCUAAGUGAUUUGAGAAAGGUGAUGAUGAUGAUGAUGACCUUUUUAUGGUUCUAGGAGUUUAACCAAAAACAUUUGCAUGAUUGGUGGAGAUAUGCUUUAAAACAGACAUUAUUUGUUUUUCGUUUUUUAUUUUCUGGUUUGUGACUUUUGUGUGUAAUGGAAAUCAAGUAAUGACUUUUGU
Molecule: messenger RNA, 668 nt
Organism: Arabidopsis arenosa
Lineage: Eukaryota; Viridiplantae; Streptophyta; Magnoliopsida; Brassicales; Brassicaceae
Source: the annotation of a GenBank genome assembly